This is a messenger RNA of Hemibagrus wyckioides, 3611 nucleotides long. It is a transcript of the gene lyl1, whose product is annotated as LYL1 basic helix-loop-helix family member. The record is from RefSeq and is a predicted model, not a curated record. Gene Ontology annotation, molecular function: protein dimerization activity; DNA-binding transcription factor activity, RNA polymerase II-specific; RNA polymerase II cis-regulatory region sequence-specific DNA binding. The transcript is spliced from 4 exons. NCBI's taxonomy places the organism in Eukaryota, Metazoa, Chordata, Actinopteri, Siluriformes, Bagridae. The coding region runs from base 978 to 2225 and encodes 415 amino acids. Gene Ontology annotation, biological process: regulation of transcription by RNA polymerase II.
CUCUCUCUCUCUCUCUCUGUCUCUCACCCAUCACUCUCACUGUCUCUCUCCCUUUUUUCUGUAAAGUCCAAUACAUUCCCAUCCAAAGCAAAAACCAACUGGAGCACCAUGUCUGCUGUAGGAUUAGAAGGUAGGGGAAAGAAAGAGAAAGAAAAGAGAGAGAAACAGAGUAGUGCCUGGACGCUAAAUCCAACACCUGCAUUUACACAAUAGGUUAUAAGCAACACACCAGAACCCACAGAACCUUAACCAGAUUUGUGUUUCUUUCCAAUUUGUUGAUUUGUUCCUAGUGACACCGGGCGUUUGUUUUAGUGUUUUAGCGCUUAUUCUGUUGUAGCUCAAUAGACAGGAAGGUGAACAUACAAAAACUGAGAGAGAGAGAGAGAGAGAGAGAGAGAGAGAGAGAGUGAGUCAGAGAGAGAGAGAGAGAGAGAGUGAGUGAGAGAGAGAGCAAAGAGAGAGAGAGAGAGACAGAGAGAGAAAGUUAGUGAGGAGGGAAUGAAGGCGUGAUGGAAUAGGACGUUGCGUUUAUCGCCCAGAAGACAGACGCUCGAGGACAUGAGGACACACACCAAUCGAGUCCAACGUGCAUGAGCGUGAAGAUGUGAUCCACAUUCUGUCCACAAACAUGACCCAUGUUUAUAUUCCUGCAGGUCAUGGAUCCUGCUUUAGUCUCACAUUUCUGCAGCUUCUGAGGGUCUUUGAGUUUGUUUAGACCCCCUGAGCGGCAUUUGAACUGAAAAUAUAACUAAAUGCACCCUGGUGAGACUGACGACAAGGGAUCUGCAGACUAAACAUCGCGGAUUCCCUGACUGAGCCAUCGCAAGGAAGAAUAAGCAAAGCUUCUGAGAGAUGUCCUCAGCAUGCACUGAUCCAUACAAGCUGAGACGAAAAGACAUUUAAUGCUUAAGAGUGUGUGACGACAAAGAAGAGUUCAAGCUCUGGAAGCUAGAGAGAGAGACUGAAAGAAGAAGACCAUGAUGGAGAAGUUGGAGCCCACUGUAUCCCCCUCCCCUGCUCUGUCAAUGACUGACCCCUUAACUCCUCCACACACUCACUCUCCAUGCACCAGCAGCCCUGCAGCGAAUGAGGAUAAUGGUACAGAGAGUGGCGUGAGCACAAACCCCAGCAGUCCGGCUACAUCGCAGCUUACUGAGCCGGCCAAUGUAGAGGAGAAAGCGACAGCAGCUGAACCUGCUACCUCACCCCCAAACACAAGCAUCUCUUCCAUUUCCACUUCCACAUCCAGUUCCAUUUCCACCGUCGUCCUCUCCUCUCCUCCUUCUUCAUCCCCUGCUCCACUGCCACCUAACAUCCCAGUGAUCAGUCUGGCUCACAGUAAACCUCCUCUGCCCCCGAUCCCCAUGCCUGCUGCACAGCUCACCACCCUCCACCCCAUACCCACAGUGCCACACGGGCCUGGAGAGCUCCGACUGGCACAGCUAGCUGCCCUCUCAGGGGGUCCGACAGCCUCUGUGCCCCAACCUAGAGCUCUACUGCCUCAUCAGUACCUACCUGGACACCCUUUACUCAACAGUUCUUUCCUUGGUCCAUCCAGUAGUUAUGGUUUCUUCAGCAACAACCGUGUUAAAAGAAGACCAUCAACCCACUUUGAACUGGAUCUCACUGAUUGUCCUCCUCAGAAGCUGGCCAGGCGUGUUUUCACCAAUAGCCGUGAGCGCUGGCGUCAGCAGAAUGUGAACGGUGCUUUCUCAGAGCUCCGAAAGCUCAUCCCCACACACCCACCAGACAAGAAGCUGAGCAAGAACGAGAUCCUGCGGCUCGCUAUGAAGUACAUCAACUUCCUAGUGAAGCUGCUGAAUGACCAGGCCAACGACAGCAGCGAACACAGCCUGACGGACAGCACUGAGGAGGACAAGAGCAAGACGAAAGGCGCAAAUGAAAUGAUGGGCAAUGGCCACAAAGACUGCGGCCACGUCCUGCACCCGGCGUGUCCAUCAGACAGCACCUCGCCGUCUCAGACCACGUCGCCACUUCCUGCUGUUCGUCUGACAUUAGUCACUUCCCACCGUAACAGAGACUCCACUGAUUCGGUCAUCGCUUUGACCGCAUCACCCGGCUCCAGUUGCUAUGGUGACACGGACAGUGAGGAGAAUUUAGGCUCACAGAAUUCAGGGAUUGUUAAGACGAGCGUUAGCGAAGGGAUGAUGGAAAAAAUGAAGGAACAGAUACAGACUGUUAUGGCUGCCGGAUACCACCGGUGACAUCACCUGUGACAUCAUGUUCAAACACUGGAGCACAAACUGACAAAGAGGAACAGGCUGGUCAAAUAUAUAUAUAUAUAUAUAUAUAUAUAUAUAUAUAUAUAUAUAUUUAUAUAUAUAUGCAUUUCUGUGUGUGUGUGUUGUUAUUAUUAUUAUUAUUAUUAUUAUUAUUAAUAUGUUUAAACUUAGUUGUUGGUUACUUUCCACCAUAACUGUUUAAGUUGAGACGUUUUAAUAUUUGUAUUGUUUUAUUGUGUGCUGAUUCAUUAUAAGUAUCUGAGGUAAUCAUGUUUGGCUCACACACACUGACUGUCGUAAUGUUGUGGCACUUUGAAGUUUGAAGUAAAGAAAAAAUAAACAAGCUGUGUAUUCGGAGACCUUUGUCCUAUUGUGUAUAACAGACAGCCGAAGCGAAUAGAAAUUGUGUGUCUAAGUAGUAGCAGAUAAAGAUGAAGAAUAAUCAGGCUUGUGGAAAGGUUCUACAGAAGGUCUACAUCAAGGCUUGAUAGCGAAGGGGUGUAGAUGGAGUGUACUAACCACUUCCAGGGCAGCAGAACCUAUAGUCACUUUGUGCCAAAGGACAAAUUUAAAAUUGAUCAAUUUUCCAGAUGCAACGCAACUCCUAAACGUGGCCACUCGUUUUUUCUUUUCUUUUCUUUUCCAUUCCCCCUUUGCUGAACCUGACAUUUGAGCUGACUGUGAGCUUGUGGAUGUGUAAAGCACUUCUGUCUGAAUGUGUUAUGCUGCCCUGUGACACAGCAAGAGUCAGGGCGUACUUAGAAACAUCUCAAAUUCUCUCGAAUUUCUGUCUCUGAAGCCCCAGUGAAGUCAAACAACUUCCUCAAGUUAAACAAAUGUUUAAUGUUGAUAAUAACAAAGCAAAUAAAGGUAGAAAGUUAGGUCCCUUAGUGACUGGUACUGAUUCUAGCUAGGACUGGUUAAAGGAUUGUUAUGGAAAUGGCUAGCGCUUUUUCUGUAAAAUGAAAAUGAAAAAGUGAAACAUUCUAAUCUUCUGGCAUGCGUUAAAUGUAAGGUUUAGCAUAUCUUAUCAAGUUAUUCAUACACUAUGUUUAUAUUCCAGGUAAUGUCCCAGCAUACCGUAUACGUGUAUAGCAAAAAAAAAAAAAAAAAAAAAGACUAUUAGCAAAAUUAGCAUCUGGAGUGAGGAAUUUUUAAAUCACUGAUUGAUUAGAAUAUCUAUCAUUAUUAAAAAUAGAGGCAAGAAUAACUCCUAGAACACAAGAUGUGAGAAGUUCCUGGUAUCAUGACUGGUACUUUUUCUGGUAUUUCAUGAUAUUUGCUUACAGUUUCAUCUUUGCCAAGAAUGACUUACAGAUUUGAUUAUUCAGUUAGAAAAAGUGCCGAAAUAUAUAUAUAUAUAUAUAU